GUCAAACACCACUACCUAGCAUUGUAGCCACUGUGGCGGAGCUUUGCUAACUCCACUAAACUUAUUUUAUAGUUUAACUACAAUAACAUUAACCACAGUGACGUGCUAUCGUUACAUGGUGUGUGCAGCCAUGGCAAAGAAUAAGACGCCUGGAUACAAAUGCUCAUACAACUGUGGCAAAGUCGAGGAGCGGGAGCCGAGAAGUUGUGUGCGUUUCAAAUGCGGACUACUCAACACCAUACAGAACGUCCUGCACCAAAGACCUGGCUGGGUUGAAGUCAAAGAUGAUGCCGAUUGGGAUUUCAACUGGUGUGACGUGGGCUGGCUCAGGGAGAAUUUUGAUCAUUCGUACAUGGAGGAACAUGUGAGGGUAAACCACUUUCGCAACCAUUAUGAGCUGACUCGCAAAAACCUCAUGGUGAAAAACCUCAAAAGGUACAGGAAGAACCUUGAAAGAGAUGCUGGCCACAUGGAGGCAUCCAAAUGUGAUUUCUUCCCCUGCACCUUUGCACUGCCCAGCGAGUAUCAUCUUCUUGUAGAGGAGUUCAAAAGAAGCCCUGGCAGCAUCUGGAUCAUGAAGCCAGUGGCAAAAUCACAAGGGAAAGGGAUUUUUCUGUUCAGGAAACUGAAAGACAUCAUGGAUUGGAAGAAGGAUGGCCCCCGCUCAGAGGAGCAGAAGGAUGCAGCCCAAGUGGAAAGCUACGUGGCACAACGCUACAUAGAGAACCCCUACCUAAUUAAUGCCAGGAAAUUUGAUCUGAGGAUCUACAUUCUGGUCACAUCAUAUGUUCCCUUGAAGGCCUGGCUGUAUCGAGAUGGCUUUGCUCGCUUCUCAAGCACCCGCUUCUCUCUUAGGACCAUUGAUGACAAGUAUAUGCAUCUCACCAAUGUGGCUGUUCAAAAAACAGCACCUGACUACGAUCCUGAAAAGGGAUGUAAGUGGCAGAUGCAGCAGCUUCGAAGAUACCUGACUGCAAAGCACGGCACAGAGAUGGUAGAUACCCUGUUCAAAGAGAUGGAUAACAUCUUUGUACGCAGUCUCCAGAGUGUACAAAAGGUCAUUAUAAAUGACAAACACUGCUUCGAGCUCUACGGCUACGACGUUCUGCUGGAUCAGAACCUCAAACCGUGGUUAAUUGAGGUGAAUGCCUCUCCGUCACACACCCCCAGUAGUCAAGAGGAUUACGAGAUGAAGUGCAGGCUGCUGGAAGACACUUUGAAUGUUGUUGAUAUGGAGGAAAGGCUGACGGGCAAGGAGAAAAGGGUGGGUGGCUACGAUCUCAUGUGGAACGAUGGCCCUGUCUACAGAGAGGAUACCAACCUCGAAACAUUUGGGAGUUCGUGUUUCACUGCCAACACACACUUAGGGUGUGUGAACGACAGAGAGAAGCAGCUUCGUCCGCUACUAAAACCUUUUCCAGUCCAGAAGAAGAUGUGAUCACUCUCAUGAUCUCUAUAUCCAGCUAUAAUAGGAGUUGGGAGGAAAGACAUUGUCAUCAUCUAGGUGUGUGUGUGUUUGAGAGUAGAAAGCCUUCAGUGAACACAAAAACAUAAGUUCAGUGUGAUGAUCGGAUCAGAUUUUAAACUUAAUAAAAUUGUAAUGUGUCAAAACUACUUCUACUACUCAAUUCUUUUAAUUAUAGAGUUCAAAGAAAAGUAUAUAGGUAUAACAUAUUUUGCUAGUGAAUUCAGUUAUUAGCUUGAUUUAAUGACCACGAGAUUUGUAAUAUUUGGGAUUGUAGCUUUGGGUCAAUAACAAAGACAGUUGUGAAUGGUUUAGCCCCUUGUGUGCAAAACAUUUAUUUCUUUGCUUUACAAAUACUUGCAUUCAACAUUGAGAAAAUACGUACCACAAUCUUUCUGCGUGCGUGUCAAUAGCGUACACAUCAAUAAUACCAGCGCCACCCCCGGCCCCUGAUCUAUGGCUUUGAUACUUUACAUGAAUGUGAAGUAAAGUGGUGCAGUCUAGAUAGAUGUCACUUACACUGCCGAAGUGUUCUAAUUAAUCUUUUGCACAUGGUAAAUCACAAGAAACACAUGAGACACUAAUGUAAACAUGGUUUUCUAAAGACUUCAAGUGUUGUUCCAGCCAAACAUUAAUGAUGCAUUUAGAAUUUCACUGAAUCCUCAGAAUGGACAAUGGUACAGCAUCAGUAGACAAGAAUAUACAUUCAGCUCUUUUACUUAAUAUUUUUUCUCUUUCUGUGCAUGAUGUAAACAAAAGAAUGAACAUGAUGAAAACAAGUCAACCACAACACGUUUCAUAAAUAUAACUAUGGCAUAUAAAAUUUGGAAAAAUAUGCUUUUACAUUCGUAGCAAACAUUUCACCAUCUUCUUCAAUGAUAUAAAGAGCUCAGCUCUAUGCAAAAUACAGUUUGUUAUCAAGCUGUUCAAACAUGAAAAGCCCUUGUAACCGAACAUGUCAAACCAAUUGUACAAAUAUAUCUGAAACAAACUACAUUACUGCAGUACACACCACUCACUGUGCCCCCUUCUCUUCAGCCAAAGAUGCUUUAACUGAAUAUGUGUCUUAAAUGAUGAGGCACUAAAGAAAAUAUUUUAACAUCAAGUAAUGUGAAAGCCUUGAAAACAAAUACAUUCCAACAUCAAAAACUCCACUAGUAACGGCUACGGUCGUCUUAAAUGAGUAACAUGUAAUGGUUUGUGUGAAACUUCACUAUGGAUUACUAAUGCUGGAAGCUGUCCGACAGUAUAAUAGAUGCUUAUUUAAUGCUUAUUUCAAUAUCAGUAGCACAUUAAGAGAUGAAUGCAGUGCAACAGGGUUUAGUUUAUAUAAGAGCUGUCUUUUUUAGAAUCAUUAGUUGUGUUCAGGUUCAUAAUGAACAUUGUGUCAAAACACAGCCUGAUGAUAGAAUUACUGUACAUUUGAAAAUAAACACAGUGUAUAUACUUC
Messenger RNA from Hippoglossus stenolepis (Pacific halibut), 2915 nucleotides. It is a transcript of the gene ttll9, whose product is annotated as tubulin tyrosine ligase-like family, member 9. NCBI's taxonomy places the organism in Eukaryota, Metazoa, Chordata, Actinopteri, Pleuronectiformes, Pleuronectidae. The coding region runs from base 116 to 1438 and encodes 440 amino acids. Gene Ontology annotation, cellular component: cilium. Gene Ontology annotation, biological process: protein polyglutamylation; microtubule cytoskeleton organization. The record is from RefSeq and is a predicted model, not a curated record. The transcript has 14 exons. Gene Ontology annotation, molecular function: tubulin-glutamic acid ligase activity; tubulin binding.